CGCCCGCCCGCCACGUACGUCUCCCGUCCCGGCUCCUUUCCAUGGUUCCCGGCGUGACUGGAGCCGCCCGCCGCCGCCCCCGCAGCGCGGCGCCGACCGCCGGUGGCAGGAUGCAGCCGUGCGCCGGGGGCUGACGCGGAGCCGCCGGCCGCGGGGAGCGGGAGCCCCGCCGCCCACCCAUGGUCGCGGCUGGCAGCCGGGGCAGCCCCCGGUGAGCAGGGGCACAGCCGGGCACGCCGGGCCCGCAGCCGCCCCGCCAUGACGAGCCUGUUCCGCCGCAGCAGCAGCAACGGCGGCUCCCGCGGCGGCUCCUCCGCCCAGGAGCUCAACAACAGCCGCCCCGCCAGGCAGGUGCGGCGCCUGGAGUUCAACCAGGCCAUGGAGGACUUCAAGACCAUGUUCCCCAACAUGGACUACGACAUCAUCGAGUGCGUCUUGAGGGCCAACAACGGCGCCGUGGACGCCACCAUCGACCAGCUCCUGCAGAUGAACCUGGACGGCAGCGGCUGCGACGACAGCUCCGACUCGGAGGACAGCAUCCCCCCCGAGAUCUUGGAGCGGACCCUGGAGCCGGACAGCUCGGACGAGGAGCCCCCUCCCGUGUACUCCCCUCCUGCCUACGAGAGCCAGGCCUUGGGCAGCCGCUACCCCCGCGCCCCACCCACGCCCCCGCCCAGGACGGACGUGCCCUGUCCCAGCAGCACUGUGCACUACAGGAACUGGAACCCACCACUGCUGGGCAACCUCCCCGAGGACUUCCUGCGCAUCCUGCCCCAGCAGACUGCCCCAGCUGGCACACAGGGCUCCCCCCGCUGCCGGCAGCCCGUGCCCCGGGGCCAGGGCUCGCUGGAGCAGGAGCGCCGCUGGAAGCAGUACCUGGAGGACGAGCGCAUCGCCCUCUUCCUGCAGAACGAAGAGUUCAUGAAGGAGCUCCAGAGGAACCGGGACUUCCUGCUCGCCCUGGAGAGAGAUCGAUUGAAAUAUGAGUCAAAAAAAUCCAAGUCGACUGGUGUUGCUGUCAGCAACGACUUUGGUUUCUCCUCUGUAUUAUCAGGUGAGGGAGCUCCCUCUGGAGCCAGCGAGGCCGGCGGGGCCGUGUCCGACGAUGCCUUAUUCCGAGACAAGCUCAAGCACAUGGGCAAAUCCACGCGCAAGAAGCUGUUUGAACUCGCCAGAGCCUUCUCCGAGAAGACAAAGAUGAGGAAAUCAAAAAGAAAACACUUGUUGAAGCACCAGGUGAUGGGGACAGCAGCCUCCACAGCAAAUCUUCUGGAUGACGUGGAAGGACAUGCAUAUGAUGAAGAGUUCCAAGCACGGCGGCAGCAGCUCCGCGAGGAGGAGGAGACGCCGAAGGAGGGGCAGUAAACGGUCCCAGCUCUGGGGUUCCUUGCUGGCACAGGACGUGCACGAGGCUUCAUCAGGAGAUGGCUGAAAAAGGAAAAACCCACCCAACAAACCACCCAGAUUUUGGCUGUUCCCCCUCUGCUGCUGUACUCCUCUGAAGUACAAGUAUCGAAGUGAGGCACAGUGUUUUCUUACCAAUGGUUUGAAAACGACUUUUCCUAUCGAGAAAAUCAGCCAAAAAGGCAAAAAAAAAAAGGCAAAAAAAAAAGCGGGCAGCUGCUGCGAGUGAGCGGCUGCGGCUGUGGAGGAGCCAGCGAGCUGGGCUGGGGCAGCCCCGCCUGCUCCCCGGCCGGCGGCACGGGAGGAACUAAAUGGAAUCAGCGCUACUAACGAGGAUCCAGUCCCACGCGGGGUCUGCCCGGCCGGAGCACUCCUGAACAUAUCUGUAGGGGUCUGAUGUGACUGCACUCUGCGCACACCGGAACAAAAACCACGCCAGAAAGGGAAGCUAACAGCCGUUGUCUAUUAUUGCUAGGAGUAAUGAGCAGAGAUUCAGAUCAGGUAAUAGUCAAAUAAUAUAAAUUGUUUAUAAAGGAAAGGCCUUCUUUUCCUAGGCGUUUCACUUUGAAUUAAACAUUUGCCUUCGGCAUUGCUACAA
This is a messenger RNA of Zonotrichia leucophrys gambelii, 2002 nucleotides long. It is a transcript of the gene CUEDC1, whose product is annotated as CUE domain containing 1. The transcript has 11 exons. Bases 259 to 1365 code for a protein of 368 amino acids. The record is from RefSeq and is a predicted model, not a curated record. Lineage: Eukaryota; Metazoa; Chordata; Aves; Passeriformes; Passerellidae. Gene Ontology annotation, molecular function: ubiquitin binding.